AUGAUGCGCACUUCUUUUGCUUCGCUGAUGGCGACGCUGCUUGCCCUGCUCAGCAUGUCUGUCGCAGUGAGCGCAGCGAACCUACUGCCGCUAUACGGUCGGGGAUUGUUCGACGUGGAGCUGGUGUGCCGCAGCGCCGCACCGAGUGCGCCAAUGAACUACAACAAAUCUGUUAUCAGCGCGUUUCGCUUAUCUGUCAGUGCGAGCGCGAACAGGACGGAAGAACCCGUUGUCUUCCCAUUCUCCAUGGAGAGGACCAUGGAUAGCGAUUACAUCCAUACCUACUACAUCAACGCCACGGAUAAGUAUACGGUCUCUGACAUGGACGGCUGCAUGCACACGAAGGGGUCGUACAGUUCCUCAGACGAUGUGCUCUUGGCUCAGAGCCUCGUUGGUAUGUUGCAGGCCCCGCUCCCAACGACAUUCACCACGAGCACCAUCCGUGGUAUUGUGGUCAAAAACUACUCGAAUCACUUUUCCCUCAUCAUUCCGGUCAAGUACGGUGGUCUUGGGACAUCCGCCACGUACAGCGCCGCUGUCCUGACGAGUACGCAAGGGUGGUCGGCGAAUUUGAUGCAGGUGAGUCGGACUGCCGUGUCGAUAGAGGUGACUGCAGUCACCGCCAGCACGAUCAACAACUGCCUCUUCACCUUCUCUUUCUUUGGCUCUAACGUCUCUGACGCGGUGAUGCCGCCUUCCCACUGCGAAAGUGUAUCCCCAUCCCCUGCUCACUCAGUCACCGACUUGCCGAUGAAUUUUGCUCGGUCGACAAUCGAAGCCUCUGUGGUCAAUGCUCGCUCCUCCUCCUCAUCGUCGUCAACAUCGGCGUCUACCAGGAACAGCAAUAUGCCCGACUUUCCUGCCGAUUUCAGUGCAAACUUUCUUGUUAUCUCGCCGUCGCAGAAGUCCUUCUACCAUCUUCGUGCGGCCUUCAGCCUCUACGCAGGUAUCUCCCGCGCCAGCUUGCAGUAUCCCAUGAGUGGUGUCGCCGGUCGCGUGUACGAGUACGAGUGGUUCACCAACUCAUGGGAUCAGAUGUCGUACUACUACACUAAGUUUGCAGUGCCAGAUGGCGAGGAGACGGCCGACAAGGCUCUGCGCGAGUAUUUCUUUCCUGACCAGAACACCUGCAAACGCAUCCUUAUCGGCUACGACAAGAGUGCCAGGAGCGUCAGCGCCUUGCUGCUCUACUCGCCAAGCGUGCCGCCAACGUUUAUCGGCAACCAGACGGUGCGCAACAUCCCGUGUGGGGUGUGGGCGGCAGAGGUGAACGGCGUUCGUGUCAUGUGGUACUGGGCGACUUCUGAUUUGGUGGACACGACGUCGUUCUGGACAAACGAGAGUGUGGAUAGUGGCGUGUCGAAGCACGCUAGGCUGGUGCGCAUGACGGUCAGCGGCCGCGGCGGCGCCCCACCGCUGUUUGUGCACCACCCCUUCUUCCCGCAAGGCUACGCCUUCCCUGCACCUGAUCGUUCGUUGGCGUGCAAGGUGAUGCUGCCUGAUGAAGUGGAUAUAAGUUGCGACGGCCACACCAAGGAUGCUGAUUUCACUCACAUCUACGACAUCAUGUCUUAUGUGCCGUACGUUCGAAGGAAUGACUAUCGUACCCCGCUCGCGUGCAAUGGCAUCAAGACGUCUGGCUCAAUCCCUAGCUUUCAGUGCAACUACAACGGCGUCAGGAGAGGGGUGGUGGCCGCACUACUGAUUGUGGUCUCGCUGUUGUUCUCUCUUGUGAGUGGGUGCUGCGUGUGGUGCCCCUUCUCACGAAUUGUGCGUCAACAACAGCGUGAGCUGGUGCGAUUCACGCAGGAGUUAGGCCAUGCUCAAAGCGCUAACGACGUUGAGGGGCAGGAUGAAGCGAACAGGGGCGCCACAUGUGGGCUUGAUAACAAGUAUCCCUCCUCUCUUCGACAUCUCUCAUGA
Leishmania braziliensis MHOM/BR/75/M2904 is the source of this 1923-nucleotide messenger RNA. RefSeq lists its product as hypothetical. The record is from RefSeq and is a predicted model, not a curated record. The coding region runs from base 1 to 1923 and encodes 640 amino acids. The transcript has a single exon. Lineage: Eukaryota; Euglenozoa; Kinetoplastea; Trypanosomatida; Trypanosomatidae.